This is a messenger RNA of Haemonchus placei, 336 nucleotides long. The record is from the annotation of a GenBank genome assembly. NCBI's taxonomy places the organism in Eukaryota, Metazoa, Nematoda, Chromadorea, Rhabditida, Trichostrongylidae.
AUGUGUGCUAGGUUCAAGAAUAAGCGUAAACCCCAAUAUAUCGAACGGUCGUCACGCGUGGUGAAGAAGGAAAAAGUUGAUGAUGAGCUCGGCCAGCCUCAGAGCCUCAGCCUUCUCUUGAUCGUUCCGCCAUCGUUCGUCUGCACAAAGCCUGCCGUCCACCCGCCACGAUCUCCAAGCACCUCGGCAUCGACCUCGUACUGCUCGCACGCCGAAGGUCGUCGAGGCCGUCAGAAAGUGGAUAGCAAGAAACGCGACUCGGAGCAUCUCGACGAUGGCUCGCGACAUGGGAAUCUCGCCGAAGUCAAUGAGAAGGGUCGUCCACGAAGGCUUUAA